Messenger RNA from Aspergillus alliaceus, 1121 nucleotides. RefSeq lists its product as uncharacterized. NCBI's taxonomy places the organism in Eukaryota, Fungi, Ascomycota, Eurotiomycetes, Eurotiales, Aspergillaceae. The record is from RefSeq and is a predicted model, not a curated record. The transcript has a single exon. The coding region runs from base 726 to 965 and encodes 79 amino acids.
UUUGUAUUUUGUAUUUUUAUUUUUUAUUUUUUAUUUUGAAGUUGCCACUGACAGGGGGGGGGCAACUCGGAUGUUGUGGAAGUAUUCCAGACCACUCAAGUGGCAAACAUCGGUUAUCUGACUCACUAGAUGAUGUAAAAGGCCAUCCCCCGACCUAGGUUCAUGAUAGUAUCUGACCAAGGGAGUGAUGAUCAUCUGGUUGCUGUUAUCGUCAUUGUUAUGAUGGAGAGAGUGUGCUGUACACUUAUUUCGUAGGUAAGGAUCUGGAGUGAAUAUCCGGUAAUGAUUAGUACCGUAAUAGUACCGUAGGGCAGGGUUAUAUCAAAUGCCUCAAUCAAAUCAUAUCAUCCCCUCGAUUCCAUACCUCUCAUCUCAGCGCAACGAGGAAAACAGGGGGUGUACUACGGAGAAAAAAGGAAUAAGGAAUCAAUCAAUCCCCAUCCAUGGAAUCAUGAUGUCAAUAACAAUCCAUUCAGGGUAACAUCCAUGUUACACGUCUUAUCCCUUGAAUCUGUUCUCAUAUCAAAAUAAUAAUGAUCAGGUACAUACUGUACGACGAGGGACGAAGGAGAAGCGGCGGGCUAUCACUGCAUGUAUGGCUUCAUCAUCCCUCUCUUAGUAUAUCAUUCUAUGAGUGUCGGCUUUUUGUCCACUACUCUAUCUGUAGCCAGUUGGACUAUACGUCAGAAGGAUAAGCGACUGCUUUUUCUGCAGAUGUGUCAGACAUGAAUGCAGGAUUGCGACAAUCUUUUAUGUUUGUUAUUAUUAUCCACUGUUUAUCUAUUUGUCUAUCUGUCUGUACCCUGUCUAUCUUCGCCUCUCCCCCUUGCGGAGAGACCAUUGACCCUUCCUUGAUUAGGAUUAAGACUGCUCUAAUGGAGAUGUUGUUCGUUGCACUGAAACUGGAUCUGGGGUGCAGAAUGCAAGUCAGCGAUGAAGAUCGUAAUCUUAAAGGGAUUGGUUGAUGCGUCACUUUUGAUGGGGCGAUUGCUUUUUUUAUAUUAGAUAUGUUGAGUAGGAUUUUCUAGGAAAUUUAAAUUUUUCUUUUGGUGUUGGGGUUCCGUUUAUUAUUAGUAUCGAUCGCAUUUUUUAGUGGUAUGGGUAGAUAAUGGGGGGUUUGG